Molecule: messenger RNA, 1500 nt
Organism: Carassius auratus (goldfish)
Lineage: Eukaryota; Metazoa; Chordata; Actinopteri; Cypriniformes; Cyprinidae
Gene: dnajc30b
Product: DnaJ (Hsp40) homolog, subfamily C, member 30b
Exons: 1
Coding region: 184-837 (217 amino acids)
Source: RefSeq, a predicted model, not a curated record
ACAGGAAAAGCAAGCAAGAAUAAAUAAAUACAUAAAAAUAAAUACAAGUGGCUUAAUCAUCAAAAAAUGGCUGAACUAGCCCAACACUGCUGGCCAAUGGUAUGCCGUUUCCUGUGAGGCCCGUUUCUGAUUGGUUCAGAUCUUUGUUUUGCCGGAAGUGGUGUCUCCGGAUCCGCGGUGGUCAUGGCGGAGGUCAGCGGCCGCUUGAGAAGCGGAGCUCACAAACUCUCUGUCGUUAUCACACUGCGGAGAUCUUAUCAUCAUCAUCUGUCCGCGGGGGACGAGUUCACGAGCGCUGCCGCUUCUGACGGGACUCUCGGAGGGACCCGAGGCUACAGCAGCGCGCCGAGCGAGCACCGGAGCCCCACCGCCUACUACGACAUCCUCCGGGUGUCACCGAGCGCCACGCCGCAGCAGAUCAAGAGCGCGUAUUACAGACAGUCCUUCAUCCACCACCCGGACCGGAACCAACACUGCAGCGAGGAUGCGGCGCGGCAGUUCGCGCUCGUCACCGAGGCCUACAGCGUUCUCGGGGACAGCGGCCUCCGGAGGAAGUACGACCGCGGGAUCCUCCACCGGACCGACGUGCAGCGCGCCGGGAGACCGUCACCCUCACGCGCCCCUGACGCGAGAACGCGCUUCGACUUCGACGCGUUCUAUCAGGCGCACUACGGCGAGCAGCUGCAGCGCGAGCAGCGCAUGAGACGCGCGCGGGAGCAGACGCGUCAGCAGCAGCAGCACGCACUCCGAACCUGGACCCGGAUGAAGAUGAACGAGCUGACCGUGGGCUUCCUGCUGCUGCUCGGAGGAGGCCUGCUGCUCAGCCUCAGACACUGAACACACUCGAGCUCCGCUCCGUGAUCUAUUUGAGGAAAUACUGAACAACGAUGCUUCGUGACUUGAAUAGCAGUCGAGUGUUGUUUUUACAUUAUUAUUCACACUUCCUGUCAAUGUGUAGACAAGAAGAAGAAGAAGAAGAAGUGCAGCAAACUGAUUGAUUAUAAUGAUGAUUAAAGACUAUUACAAGUUUGUAGUACUGUACCAAUUUGGCCUUCUGAGACACUUUUGUGUAUCCUAGAAAAUUUAUCUGAUCCUGUGUCAAAACCUGUAGCUGAUUAAUGACCAUAGCUACCAAAGAUGACCUACUAUGAGAUUAAUUUAUAAUAUAUACUACCAGACAAAAAGUUUUUGAACAAUUAGAUUUUUUUUUUAAUCUUUGGCAGCAAAUCAUAUCAGAAUGAUUUCUGAAGAUCAUGUGACACUGAAGACUGGAGGAAUGAUGCUGAAAAUACAGCGGAGCAUCACAGAAAUACAUUACACUUUAACACAGAUUCACACAGAAAACAGAUGAUUUACAUUAGAAUAUUUCACAAUAUUACUGCUUUUACUGUACUUUGAAUCAAAUAAACGCAGGCUUUGUGAGCAGAAGAGAAUUCGUUAAAAAUCUUACGGUUCAAAAACAUGACUGGUCGUGUAAAUAAAAGAGAUAUUUAUUCAGCA